Parathielavia appendiculata is the source of this 336-nucleotide messenger RNA. RefSeq names its product NADH:ubiquinone oxidoreductase 18.4kD subunit. NCBI's taxonomy places the organism in Eukaryota, Fungi, Ascomycota, Sordariomycetes, Sordariales, Chaetomiaceae. The record is from RefSeq and is a predicted model, not a curated record. The transcript has 3 exons. Gene Ontology annotation, biological process: mitochondrial electron transport, NADH to ubiquinone. The annotation marks the transcript as partial.
GAAGCCGUCCUUCAAGCACCGAACCGCGCCGAGGUGUGGUCGCGCAGCCAGCGGCCGCGGUCGGUCGCCAUGACAGGCCCGCGGUUUGAGCAGACGGAUUUCGCGCUGCAGCCCCGACCCUACGCGGCCAUCGACCUCAUCCACCAGCAGCCGGUGCGGUGGACACACGACCGGGUCGUGGCCUGCGACGGAGGCGGUGGGCCGACCGGUCACCCCAAGAUCUUCAUCAAUACCGACAAGCCCGAGAUUGCGACGUGCGGAUAUUGCGGGUUGCCUUUUGCGAAUGAGCACCAUAGGAAACACCUCGAGUCUCUUCCCGAGACGUCGUAUCCUCUG